UUCACCUUCGCCGGCAUCGUCGGCAACGUCAUCAACGUCCGGGUAUUUUACCGGCAGGGGGUGACCUCGGACAGCGCGACCGUCGCCUUCUUCUCGCUGUCGCUGACCGACCUGCUCAGCUGCGUCACCCUUGCACCUAAGCCGGCCUGCCACUACCUGGAGAACUACGCCGCCGGCACGGGGAACCCGUUCAUCGACAACUGCUCGACGCUGACCACCAUGCCGGCGUCCUACACUCAUGGGAUACUCAGCAAGGUCACGUGUUGGAUAACCGUCUAUCUGUCCGUGGAGCGCGCUGUGGGCGUGGUUUUCCCUUUGAGGGUGAAGCGAAUCUUCACGGUUAAAAUCACCGUGGCCGCCAUCGUGAUUAUUUACCUCGUCGUUGUCAUCGCAUACCUUCCACUGGCGGCGAACGUAUCCCUUGUGUGGAUCCAGGACCCUAACAAUAACGCAACUUUAAAAGCGUUGAACGUGCUCACCCCGCUCGGCUACAUCUUCACCCUAGUGAACGGCGUCUUUCAUUCUUUCGUUAUGACAACGGUCGCCAUGUUCAUAGUUACCGUGUCAACAGUCGCCACGGUAACACGCCUAAAGGCUUCCGUGAAAUGGCGAGACCGGGUCGCGGGCGUGAAUGCGGCUUCCGGAUCAAGCUCGGCGGCAAAGGGUCGCGGUAAAAGAUCGGCGAAGAGCGUGGACACCGUCCGAAUGGUGCUGGCCAUCACCUCCGUCUACCUGGUAAGUUUGUUUUGCACGCACGUCCCCAGCAUGGCCACGUUGGCCCUCCCGGGGAUGACCAUCGGCGGGCUCAACAAUUACCUGUACGUCGUGAUCUACACCAUACGGUUCGACUUCGAGGCGUUCAACUCGUCUGUCCACAUCUUCUUCUACUUCAGAAUGAGCUCCAGGUAC
Messenger RNA from Lymnaea stagnalis (great pond snail), 909 nucleotides. The record is from the annotation of a GenBank genome assembly. Lineage: Eukaryota; Metazoa; Mollusca; Gastropoda; Lymnaeidae.